Molecule: messenger RNA, 2810 nt
Organism: Drosophila rhopaloa
Lineage: Eukaryota; Metazoa; Arthropoda; Insecta; Diptera; Drosophilidae
Exons: 14
Coding region: 690-2699 (669 amino acids)
Source: RefSeq, a predicted model, not a curated record
GGGAAAUGGGAAUUCGCAUUAAGCCAAUCAAUAUUGUUUUAUUUUGGCUAAGAAUAUAUUUCGAUAUACAAAAAAGUUUCAUAUGAAAUUAUAUAGAAAAUGUAAAAUAAUAAAUAUUAAAAUGAAAACGAAAGUAUUUGCUUUUUCCCAAUAAGUGUAAUUAUUAAAAGAAAAAACAUUUAUUAACAUUUUUUCUUUUCUUAAAAAGAAAGGUUUUUAUAUCUCAAUAAAAACAGCUACCGAUUUCUUACUAUAUGUGUAUUUUACCAAGUGUUAUUUACUUCGAGUCAAUUAAUUUGUUAUAGGAUAAUGAACUUUAAUCUUUACUGACCACCAAUAGUUAAUUAAACAUAAAUACCUCGCCUGAAAUACCUAACCAACAUUUGAAAUUAUCACAUUUUAUAAAAUUUAAAUUAAAAGCAAGCAAUGACUUUAAUGUCUUUUAAUGUAUGCAUCACACAUUUUCAAAGAAAGAUAUCCAAAAUUACUGAAAAACUAUUUUUACUUUUAAUACCAUGUAAAUUCCUGUUUUAAAAGGUUAAUGCAAAUAAGAUUUUGCACUUGGACUGCCGAAAAUAAUUUUUUUGAUCACUACCAUACACUAACAGACGACGAUACCAGAUUUUAUAAAAUCUAUAUUCUGAUCGGAGAGUUUUUUUGUGGGUGCUAAAUGUUUUUCCGUUCCAUGAAUGGACCUCGUUAGAAAUUCUAUUCUGCUGCCCGAUGAGCUGUUUUUGGCCUUCAGUCGCUGUUUGGGAUACCAGCAGGAACUGAACGCAGCAGCUACAACCGAAGAUCCCAGCAGGGGCAACUUCCCGAGAACCUUUCCCAGUAGUGACGACGAUAGCUACGAUCCUUGCCCCAUAAUCAAUACGUUCUCAAUGCGACGUAACCCCUUCGAACCGCCGCAGGAACCCCUUUAUCGAUCCACACUCAGUGCCAGCAGUCAGAAUGGGACUUCAAUGACAGAGAAAGUGCUUUUACCCUCUUGUAGCAAAGUAGACGACUAUCAAUGUUGCAAUUUGCAAGAGGGCCCGAAUAAUAGUUCACUACUAAAGUGUUCCAACGAUAAGCUCUUGCCACAGCAGAUAAUCCCAGUAGAUCCAAAAUACUUUCAAUCUGCAGUCGCCCCAUUCCAGCAGUUCCAACGUAAUGUUUCUCGAUCCCAAAGCGCCCCCAAAUCAAAUGCCACUAAUAAAGCGAAUAAAUCUGAUAAGUUAGAUUACCAUAGCACUUUGCAUACCGACUCGGUUACAAGGACAACAUUAAAGCAGCCCAUUGUUCGUAAUCCUUGCGAAUUGAAUGUACCAGGUGGAAAUCCUUAUCCCGGAACCACAAUGGAUCGCAGUUCAAGAAAUAACACCUCAACCGAUUAUGAUGAUGCCUCCCUAGUUGGUAUGAACUAUGCCGAGUUUCAAAGACAUCGAAAGAUGUUGCAAAAAAUUCAGCAGCAGAAGGCACACCAGCAAAAUCAGUCCAAUAUAUCUUGGAUGCAAUGCGAAGAACCGAUUGUAUUUAAACCAGAUCUCAAUAGUACAAGAAUAUGCCAUGAUGAUGGUCCCCAGCAAUCGGUAGGGAAGUGCCAAAAGCAAUCUCCGCGGCAUCAACAGAUUUCUGAUUGUCAGAUCAGUAACACAAGUUGCAAGCCUCAAAGAACGGGCCAAUCAAUGUAUUAUCAAACUCCGGAAAUGCAACGUAGACAAAUGCAGAGUGAAUCACCGCAAAUUCAGGGACGACAAAUUCAGUGCGAAUCCCGAUUUAAUAACACAAGUUAUCAGCAGCCGCCUGAGACUUUAAGAAAUGCUAGAUAUUGCCCGCAGCCGAAACAGAAUCUCAGUCAAAAUCGAUGUCAAAUCUCCGAGGAAAUGCAUCAUGAUGUCUCUUUGAAUCGGACACCGCUUUGUCCACAAUCCAUCUGCCAGAGUCAAACAUCUCACACCAUUCCUAGCUGUGGUAAUCAAAGAUCUACACCUUGCGAAAGAACUUUGGAAAUAAAGCAAACCUUUCCCUGCCGAGAUAAUACAGUUGCCUCAAGAAAUCAAACCCCAAGGGACAUGUCCCGAACUAUGUCAGAAAGAUCGUGCUUGAAUCAAACUUCAUUGAAUAAAACCAAUUGUAAUACUUCUUUGGGAGGACGAUCUAUGCGAGUGCCCAGUAAAACACCUGAGGAUCGUCUAGCCGAGCGCAUUCAGGAUGAGUUCCACGAGACCUUGGUGAAGGACCGCUUUUGUCCGGGCAUUAUACAAGAUAGUCUGGACGGUCGUGAGAAUUUUAACGAGUACGCCCGAGAGAUCGCUUUUGCUGGACCUGUUCCGGCCAAGCCAUUUCCGGUGGAUCCCAUUACCAUGAUAGAAGCUAUUAAGUUACGGAUCGAUUACGAACGUAGGGAGAUUCGUAAAGAAAAAGAUCUUAUUGAGGGGCGAGAAAGGGACUUAAGACAUCAAUCCAGAGAUGGAAAGUCAAGGCGAUCCCGGCCAAUAAUCGACGAGGAUAUUGAUUUACAUUUUAGCAACAAGAAUAAGUCGGAAGUCAAUGAGGGCGUGGCAGCCUUUUUGAAGGCCGAAACCGAAUAUCACAGUACCAAUUUGGGAGGGGAUUCCUCUUUUGAUGCUCAUAUCACCAGCUUUGCAAGUAAUCUCUUUGAUGAAAAAAUUAAAAUCAAUUCCUACACGGCCACUACGACGCCGACAUAUCGUUGAUUUGAUCUAGAUUGCCAAUCGAAAUAUUUAUUGAGACUGCAGCUAGUGAGUAAAAUGGAAGUUUAUUUGGCACGUUACACAUAUUCCAAUAAAUGUAGUGUUAAACCAUGA